CACCGGAUUACCCAUGGCUAGGGCUCCUUGCAAUCUAGGAGUAAAACAGGGUGAAGGACCUGUAUUAUAUGAUGGAUCCCAAGCAUCGGGACAUUCUCAGAAGGAUGCGGCUUGAGCUCUGCUCGCAGGGGCUAGCUGAUGGGCUUGUGCCUCAGUAUUUGUUUCAGGAAGGUGUCAUUACAAGUGAGCAACUUGAAGACAUUACCUCACAGGCCACCAGUCAGAGACGAGCUAUGAAGCUUCUGGAUGUUCUUCCUACCCGAGGAUCCAAAGCAUUUAAAGUUUUCUUGGUUUCCCUAUCUGAAUUUCCAUGGAUUCGUGUUAAAUUAGACCUACUAUGCAAAGAAAGUCUGGUGGGAAAAACAUUACAUCUGCCGAAUAACCUCAAAGAUAUCUGCCCAAGUGACAAACAGCUGAGCCUUCUGGCAGAUCAGUUGGGUGCCGAUUGGGAAAAAGUACUUGGUUAUCUAGGCUUGGAUCAUGUGGAAAUCUACAAAUGUAAAGUGCAACAUCCUUACUCACUGCACUCACAAGCAAUGGAAGGAUUGGUAAAAUGGAAACAGCACAUGGGACACAAAGCAACAAUGCAAUAUCUUUGGGAGGUUUUACAAGCUGCGGAAGUGCAUCAUUCAGCAUUGGAAACCUUGCUGCAAUUAUCCUGAGGAAAUUAAGUAACCAGACAGAUCAAUCAAUAUCUACAGUGUAUCUCUGCUAUGCCUGUAUGGUAGGGAGAUUAGAGGAACUGGUUCGGAAGUAAACCUGAAAACUUGUUGGCUGUGCAUGAACAACUUGCUUUCUAUUUUAAAUAUCCUGAUGGCUCCUAAAUUCUAUUUCACUUAUUUUAAAGCCCUCUUCUGGACCAAUUCCCCCCCCCCCCCCCAGGUUUAGACAACAAGAAAUUAGAAGAUAAAUAUUUUUUACUAAUUAAAACUUCCCUACUUCCCUGGUGGUUUAAUAAAGUAAGAGUCAAUGUCACUAACUUUAAUUGUCUAAGGUACAGGUGCUUAUUAGUUAACAGUUGGCUUCUUUUAAUCCUAGUGUGUCAUCUUUUGACCAUUUGAAAGAAACGGCAAUAGCUUAUGCGAUCACGUGUAUCAACAUCACAAACAUCACAAGUUACAAUGUACAGUACAAUACAUUACACGCUGUGUAGUCCUCUUCUUACUGGUCUGACUCCUCCCACUAAUCACAUCAUCAAAGGUCCUUUGGCUACACUAAGUCAGAGUUUUAAUAUAGUCCUGUCCAUGAGCUUAAUGAUCUUUCACCCUCUUUUCCUGCUUGCACCGAUCACACAGAUACAAAACUCUCUCAUUGAUCCAGCAGAGCGU
Bufo bufo (common toad) is the source of this 1328-nucleotide messenger RNA. Its product is annotated as death domain-containing protein CRADD-like. The record is from RefSeq and is a predicted model, not a curated record. Gene Ontology annotation, molecular function: protease binding; death domain binding. Lineage: Eukaryota; Metazoa; Chordata; Amphibia; Anura; Bufonidae. The transcript has 2 exons. Bases 69 to 662 code for a protein of 197 amino acids. Gene Ontology annotation, biological process: regulation of apoptotic process; signal transduction.